Brassica oleracea var. oleracea is the source of this 1740-nucleotide messenger RNA. Its product is annotated as F-box only protein 13. The record is from RefSeq and is a predicted model, not a curated record. The coding region runs from base 415 to 1650 and encodes 411 amino acids. NCBI's taxonomy places the organism in Eukaryota, Viridiplantae, Streptophyta, Magnoliopsida, Brassicales, Brassicaceae. The transcript has a single exon. Gene Ontology annotation, molecular function: protein binding.
CAUUGAACAAGAAGCUAUACAAAUAACACAAUCUUUCACUUUUGUUUUUGUCUCUUCCCCAUAGUAUCUUUGUGGAUUGUCAACGCUCUCUGAAAGAGGUGCCCAAGAAGCUUCCUUUUCUCUCUCUCUCUCUCUCUCUCUCUCUCUCUCUCUCUCUCUCUCUCUCUCCAAUGGCACGACAAAUCUCCUCUCUUUAAAAAACGAAAAACACUUCUACCAAAGAUCUGUCGUUACCAGUUUACCACUAUCUCACUUUCCUAUUCUCUCUUCUCUGCAUUUACUUAAAACCUCAAAUUCAAUCUUUUUCCUGGAAAAAUCUCCCUUUUACCUCUCUCUUUUGCAUUCCAAAUCGAAAUCCCACUUACCAAAACCCCAAAGCUCGAAACUUUACACUGAUCUGAAGCCUUAGAAAAAAUGGGAUUCUCAGCUGGAAAAAGAAAAUCAAGAGAUGAACAAGACUACACAGUAACCUUAGCUUCCACCGCUUUCCCCAUGGACGAACUCAGCGACGACGUCCUCGAGAGAGUUCUCUCAUGGCUACCAACUUCCUCUUUCCUCCGCGUGACCUCCGUCUGCAAGAGAUGGAAAUCAACCAAAACCUCAAAAAGCUUCAACCUUGCCUGCUCCCAAGUCCCUCUUCGAGACCCUUGGUUCUUCAUGAUCACCAACGACUCAAAUUCUUCAACUUUCGUAUACGACUCAACAGAUAACAGCUGGAAAAGCCUCAACCAUAACCGCAACCGCCGCGAUUUCAUUCCAGUAGCUUCCUCUGGCGGCUUGCUCUGUUUCAGAUGCUCUGUUUCUGGCGGCUUCCUCCUCUGUAAUCCCAUCACUGGAUCUUCUCGUGACCUUCCUUCUCCAAUCUCUGAUGAUUACAGCAAGCCUCUCCAAGCUGUUGCCAUGACUGCUCUCACUCCUUCCAGCUACAAGCUCGUUACAAUCUCUGGAGAAGCCCCAAACCUCUGUUUCCAAUUCUAUGAAUCAGAUUCAGGUUCAUGGAGUAAAGAGUUGAACUUAGUGAAGAAGAACGAUGGAGAUGAUGAGUACAAUGAUUCAUCAGAUGAUGAGACUGGAACAGUCUACUUUCUUAGCAAGACAGGACACGUGGUUGUAGCUACUAACAAUCUCCAGAGAAGUCCCUCUAAGCAGUACUCUUCUGUUAUAACCGUUAAAGACAAUGCAGAAACCGUCUACUUCCUCAGCUCUCAUGGAACCAUCAUAGCUUGUGAUCUCACCAACAGAUGCUUCACCGAGCUACCUAAGCUUCUUCCUCCGUUCCUUGAGUAUUCCAUCGACUUGGUGGAAUGCAAUGGAACCAUGUUUGUGGUUCUUCUCUCUGAGUUCUACGAAAGCGCUAGCUUGAGGAUCUGGAAGCUAGAGAACCAGAGUUGGGUUCAUGUCGGGAUGUUGCCUCCUGCUAUGUCUCAUGAGUUGUACGGGAGAGAAGGAGACAUAAACUGUGUUGGAGGAGCUGGAAACAAGAUACUUGUCUGCUUCAACACCAAUCCUCCUGAGGUGUAUUGUAGAUACUUUGUGUAUGACUUAGUUGCAGAACAGUGGAGUGAGUUACCAAAAUGCUUCAAGGAUGGAGAAGCUGUUGAGUUCGUUUCUGCUCUUUCGUUCCAGCCGCGGAUCGAAGCAACAGUUUGAAGUUUGAUUAGGCUUAAGUGAUUUGUUUUUGUAUUCUUUUCAGGAUAAUGCAAUGUAACAAGUAUUAAAUUAGAACAUGAAUGAUUUGUA